Molecule: messenger RNA, 8968 nt
Organism: Cydia strobilella
Lineage: Eukaryota; Metazoa; Arthropoda; Insecta; Lepidoptera; Tortricidae
Gene: Sptz
Product: zinc finger FYVE domain-containing protein 26 homolog
Exons: 17
Coding region: 256-7101 (2281 amino acids)
Biological process (GO): mitotic cytokinesis; double-strand break repair via homologous recombination; regulation of cytokinesis
Cellular component (GO): centrosome; lysosomal membrane; midbody
Molecular function (GO): metal ion binding; phosphatidylinositol-3-phosphate binding
Source: RefSeq, a predicted model, not a curated record
UUAGGUUUACGAUGGAGUUAUGCUGAAUAGACAAUUUAUUAAUAAAUAAACAGUAAAUUUGUUAUAUUGUACAAGUGCCGGCUCAUAAUCUGUAGAAAUAAUAAUUUACUGGUUUCUGAUAAAUUUGCCUUCAUAGCCCGAGUAUGCUUCUCGUCCAGUAACAGCAUUGUUUUGUAUCAUAAUGAAGGAAACUUCCAGUGGGAAGUAGGAGUUGCAUUUCAUACUGUUAGAAACAGUUUUAAAUGCUCUGGUAAAAUGGAGGGACCUGAAAAAAUUAAGGAGGGGGAACUGAAAUAUCUGUUACGCCUCCUUGACGACCUGUCGCCCGAGGUCUUUGAGGAGAUACUACAGUUCUUCUAUUACAUAGAGGAAUCCAAACCAUGUAGAGACAUAUCAAAUGAAACCUUAGCAUUUUUGAAGCAAAAUCUCAUCAGCAACCCAAUCACCACCUCCAUCAUCCUGAGGUACUUGCAGUUCCACCUCAUGCUAAAUAACUUGAACACUAACAAAAUUCUGACACUUUAUUCAGAAGUGCUAUUAAAUAAUUUGUCAAUAACAGAUAGCAUUGAUAAAACAAUCACAAUUAUGUCUUUGGUGAAAUGGGAAGAUCAAUUUAUACCCCAAUUUACCCAACAAGUCCUCAAACUGGUCUCUGAUGACACAUACAGACAGUAUAAAAAACAGAUUCUAAUUGGUCUAGUACCCCAAGAAAGGCCAGAACUUUUAAAGGUCACUUCUGAGUUUAUACAGCAGAAUGAGCCGCAGAAAGAAUUCAAAUUGACUCCAGAGUACAUGCUAGAACUCUGUUACCAAGACAAAACACACUGGCUUUUAAAGGCUGCUCAGGUGUACAAGCACCAGCUACAUGAUAUGAAGAAUGUCACAUUCAAAAUCAACAACUUCACUAAGCAAAUACUCAUAAUGGUUCUGAUAGAUUUGACAAACAGCCCAGAAACAUAUGACUUACCAUCUCUUGUUCACCAAUUAACUAAUAUCUUUUCAAUUUUGGACACAUAUUCCACUCCCGAUGAACAACUACAGUUCUAUAUAACAGAAGUGAAGAGAGAGUUGACCAUAAUUAAGUUUUGCUUAGAAAACAAUUGCAAAAUCAUGACCACGUCAAUAUUUAGCCAGGCUCUGACGCAAAGUGCUCUAGCAUUAAUUUCCCAAGUCUGCAGGCUACCAAAAGUAGACAGAUAUAAAGUAUCAAGACUUUUGAAUACAAACAAUGAUAUAAUAACAGAAUUGAUGACUUUACAAGGGAGUACCAAGAGACCAAAAGGUGAUCAGAAUUUAAACUGGGACAUAGUGACUUAUAACAGCUAUUGCGCUAUCACUAAAAUUAUAGACACAAUACUAAACGCAGCUGAAGGCUCUGAGGAUGCUGUAGAAAUUACCUCUUCCCUAGACGAAGUAAAACGCGUGGUCUUAUCCAUACAACCCAUGCAAGCAUGCAUCGAAGUUAUCGAGAACAUUUUCGCAUGCCUCUUCCUAAGAUACGAGUUCUUUUCUUGCCAUGUACAUUAUCAAGAGUUUCCCUGCGGAACUCAUUCGGACUGUUCAUACUUUUAUUCAAAAAAACAAGUGAAAAAUCCGAAAGGGAACAAGACCGCCAGCGCUGGCUUCAUGUGUAACGCCAUGACGAUGCAGAUAAUUUUGAACACAUUGAAAUUGUGCUUAGAGUCUUUGGAAGACAAUGUGAACGCAGACACCACAGACAGUGUGGUCCUGUCGAGGUUGAAACGCCUUGUGAAGGUUGUGAACCACUCUCUUUGGAAGCUGCAGCUGGUAUCCACUCUCCCGCCCGACACGGGGCCGCUGCAGCUAAAACUAUGCUUAGAUUACGUGGAAGUUGACGACAGCAGCGAGGAAGAGGAUCGCGAGCUUGACUUGAGGAGCUCUAGGAGGAAGCUGAGGGUGCGGAGACGACACACAAACCCUAAACCUGAUGUCGACCAAGUGAUGUUAGCAUCUACAAUCUCUGCUACUGAUGAUGUGACCAGUUCCACAAAAGGAAACAUUGACUUCAUCUCCGUAAUGUUGGCGAAACCGAACAGCUUGGUGGCAUUGGCACUCUACCAUAACGAUUUCUCUAAAGCCAAUCAAAUCAUAGAGAUGUUCGAUCUAGCCGAUGCCGAGAUCGCAACAGAGGUCUCGUUCACCGAGCAGCUGCGUCACCUUGUAGCGAAAAUCAAAAACAUUAUUUACUACAAAGGCGACACUCCCUACGCUACCAAAGAACUGUCCGCCCUUUCCGUAGUAUCCACAGAAGUUAUGGGCUUAGUUGAAGGGUUUCUGGCUUCAAACAGGCCUCCUAACUUUUCUUUUGACGUUAUUCAACUAGCCGCUUGCCAUCCUCACCUGCAGCUGUAUAGCCAUCAGAACGCCUCUUUUAUCAACGCGGUCGACAUUCUUUUAAGCAGCGGUCUGAAUAGAGAAAUAACUUAUGGAUUAAUCAAUGUCGUCGAACGAAAACUGGCCGAAGUACGCUCGUCCACGGACGUGGCUGCCGUUAAAAAGAUCAACUACAUCAGAUUCAUCGAAGAUAUAGCCAGCGUUACCUUCGAGAUCUUUGGCAAUACGGAAAAGUCCUUCGAUUUCAUCGACAAUGUGUGCGGCCUGAUCGCCGACUGCCGAAUACCGAUCAAACAUAAAGAGUUCUGCAAAAUGAAUCAGCUGUCCAAAGAACUGCGUCAAUGCUGCGAGGAUUUAGCAGACAUCGUCAACCCUAACAAGACUAACAUCGAUCCGAAUCUGUUGCAGAAAUACCAUCAGAUUUACAUGAACAUCGUAGCCGCAUCUGACAAAGACUUGUGCAAUAUAGGAGAAGUAUCUCGACACGGAAAUAAGAAGACAAGAACGCACUACCUCAGGAUGUGCUAUAUGUAUUGCAAAACAGUAUCUCAGCUAGAAUUGGAAGAGAAUGCAACCACCGCAACGGAAACCUCCUACUUCACUGUAUUAGAGAAACAACUGCACGACAUAUUCGGCAGCAUGAUCAAUACCAAAGAAAUUCCAGUAACGUACUUGGAGCCUAUUUGCAAGAAGCUGAACGUCAAUUUGAUACCGAAAUUGAUACUGAAUUUUUGCCCGUCGAUUAUACUUACACCUCACAUGGAAGCAAGUGAGAUUAACUUUAAUAAUUUGCUUCAAGCUGUAUAUGAGUUUAAAAAUACAGAGGAAAAUUUGUUUUUGGAGCCGGAUACGAACAUGGCACCACUACCGCGCGCGCCGACGCCUCAAUGUCUCACAUACAUCGUCUUACACAAUUGGGUGUUGGCGCAUUUGAUCAAAAAGAUCCACACAUCGCCGAACGACAACAGCUUUCAGCAGAGCAUGGACGCGCGAACGAGAUACCUGAACAACUAUAUGUACUUGGAAAGAUUUAACUACACCAAGGCUCUCUUUGGAGGUAAUAAGUAUUUAGCGUCUCUCCAUACCACAAUUGAUCUCGACAAGUUGUUCCUGUUCAUGCCUCAGCUGAUUGAAGCUGGGAAGUUACUAAAAUGCCUGAAUAUAAUUGACGCACUCUCUGAAAGACAAGUACUGUGCAGUGCUAAUUUGAUGAACCUGCGAGAUCUAAUAUUAUUCAAACUGGCCAUUCACCCGAAGAUAGAGAACAAUUGGAAAUACUGCCAAUACCUGAAGUGUUCGGAGCUGAAGGUGAAUCUCAUUCUAAACAAUCUGAACAGUUGGCCCGCUGAAGGAGCUCUGGAGGUGUUGGAUUAUUUGAGGUUCCUACUGGAUCGGGAGAUAUUAGACGAAGAUUUACAUGAGAAAUGCUCAAAUUGGAUGGUUAAAAUACCACUAUAUAAUCAGAUCGCAUCAAUAAUGGGCUCCAGCCAUUGGUACGACGUUUACGAGCGUUCCAUGAACAACCCCGAAAACGUCAUCGAAGUCCUAAUGGACAGUCAGCAAUUCCAACUCUGCCUGGACUGGGCCGAGGUCCACGAGGUCUCGGAGCACAUGAAACACUUGAUCACCAUGAAUCUCUUACGACAGCUGUUUGAAUACACGAACCAAGCCACUCCUUCUCUAGUUGGUGAACUUUUGUCAAGCUUGCCAACUAGUCAAGCGAUGGAUCUCAUCCAAGAGGAAAUGUCCAAAGUCAGAAAUGUCGAAAUACUCCAAGUUUGUGUAGACUUCGUCUCAGAAAAUUCCUCCGAUUGGAAAUCGUUUGAAAACAUCAAGAUCGGGUUGCAGAUCAUGCUCGAAAUAGAUGUAAUCCUACGACAAAUGUUCUGGGAGUUGAUCGAGAAACCUCUGCUAAUGCUUGAGCAAUUUCUCAUGAACGCCAAACUAGAUGUACUAUCAGUAAUCAUUAACAAGAUCUCGAGUAAUUUGAAGAAAGAUCCCAGUGGAGACAACUUAUACUAUAACAUAAAGUUGAUAGAUAACAUAGUGAUUUCAAGGAACUCUGUGGAUGCGUUGCUCCGUUUCUACGCCGAGAAAGCUUUGGAUAUGAACCCAAAGAACACUUGCGUUGCUCCACCAAAACCUUCGGAGGAUUCUCUCAUGCAGUCUAUAGAUUCCAUCAACAUUGAAGCGGCGUCGAGGCCUUUUGUAAUGCCGGAGCAGGUGCCCCCGAAAGAGCAAUGGGCGGAAGACUAUUCGACGGAUCGGUGCAUGGUGUGUCAAACGUCUAUAUUCUCUAUGAUCAUUCGGAGGCAUCAUUGUAGACGGUGUGGCAGGCUUGUGUGCCAUGUUUGCUCGAGGAAUAGAAUGCAGGUGCCAACAUACCCAAGCAGCGUUAAAUUCCGCGUAUGCAACGAUUGCUACACUCAAACCACCAACAAGAAGCACACCUCGGACCAUGACAACAUGAUGCUAAGCAGUAACUCUGAUUCUGCCGGCAGCGGCAUCACUUGUAUGGACUGGUGUUUAUCGAACAAUUCUGGAAAAAAUGAGGCUGUUAGGGCGGAAUUUGGAUUUGAAUUUACCCCGAAUGUUACUCUGUGUUUGAGUAUAAUGAAGAUGCAUUCCAUCAGCUUGGAAUAUCCGAAAUUCCUCCUAGACAGGAGCGACGAGAUAGCGCGCGCGUUGUCCGGCGGAGGCGACGCGAGGCUACUGGUGCGCGCGCGGCGCUCCCUGCUGCUCGCCGCCGCCGAGCUCUACUCCCGCGCACCGCACGAGAUCGCUGGUAGUGGGCGCGGACGCAUCGCGGAGACGGGAGCGGCGCACGCGGCCCGCUGCCUCGCCCACGCCGACGCUAUGGCCACACUCGUUACACAACAGGCGCACCACCUUGUGCCGCGUUUACAACACCCUAGUCAAAUCGUCCGUUCCCUACUAGAAGCCGAGAAAUGGGAGCUGGCUCUAGAAAUAGCCACCAAAUCCGGGAUCCCUCGCAACAGCGUAUUAGCCGCUUGGGGCAAGGCGUGUCUUAAGGCGGGGUGUUUCAAGCAAGCGCGGGAAAAGUUCGCGCACUGCUUCAAGAACACCGUGAACGUGUACUUAGAGGUGGCCGAGGACUGCGAGUACGGGAGGGAGGCUUCUGAGCAGUUCUUGAAUAGGAGGUUGCAAGGUUUAAGACAGUCGGAACGUACCAGCUCAGUAUCAAGCACCCAAUCCGAAGGCCGGCCCCGAGCCAACCCGCCCCUCCUCAACGAGAUCAUCAGCAUGCUCGAAGACAUGAACUACCCCGUCAACCAGCACAUCCUCAACAAGGCGGAGACUAUGAAGUCUACAAACGAAAAACUGACAUCCCAAAACGCAAGCAAAAAGCGUAUCCAAGUCACCGAACCAGCUCUCAACAUAAUGCACACACUAGCAAGCGUGAAAAAAAUCAAACAGGGUGACUAUAGCGACUUCCAAACAGCCACCGUCCAGCUAAAGAAAAGCCUCGCUCAAGGGCUAUUACGAAGAAACAACAACCACGAGCCUAAAGUAGACCAUCUAGUCAAAAAACUAGACCCAUUCUUUUAUAAAGAAUGCGUCUACUACUUAACUAACUACGGUUCUCACGUAGCUAACAUAGCAUUUUAUAUGAAAUAUAAGAACAUGUCAGAGGUGCUGACGUAUUGCUAUGAUAACUUGGUGGAUAAGGAGACGUUUACGGAGUCGGUGUAUAUGGAGUGUUUGAAGAAGGAUAAGGUCAAUGAGCUGCUGAAAGCUAUGAGUGAUGUGGAUAGCACGCUGGAUUUGUGGUCGGAAUACAUAAUGCACAUCUGCCGCACCCUGGAAGCCACGAAGCGCCUAGAAGCGCUGUACGCGCUGCAGUGCGGCUCGGGGCAGCACGCGCGCGCCUCCGCCACCUGCGCGUUGCUGUACGCGCGCCCUGUACGAACCACGCCUUUCACAAUAUUACAUACUCGAAGUGGGACUUUAGCUGCUGCGCACCAUCAUCUCUCGCAGUGUGUUCCUGCAAUAAGAACAAACGACCCGAAAUCCAUCCACUUCCACCUAGACAAAGUGACGAUAGACAACCUCAUGACCACAAUAUCGCGUCAAAUGGAAGUCGCUAAAUACUUAGCAGCGAACGAAGCGGCCGAGCGACUACCUUUAAACGUCAUAGAUGAGGUUAUACCAAUGCAGUCUAGAAGAGACCCAGAUGCUAAGGAGUUUAGACCACUUACGUUGUUCGGAUCGAAUACGGAUAAGAUACGGAUAGUGGCUUUAAUACUGGCUACAGGACAGUCUGUUAAGGAUGGAUUCGACCUAGCUUUCAAGGUAAUAACAGAGCACAAGCUGGACUCUAUGAACAUCUACACACAUGUAGCCAAGUACCUGGUGAACACCGACCGCUUCAUGGAAGUGAAGACUUUGGCCAAGUGCAUCAGGGAAUCCAAGGAAACUGCGUCCAGCCUGAUGAGCGACCAAGUGCUGGAAUGGGGAGUGGGCGCGGUGGUGGCGCGGUGCGAGGCGCGCGGCCAGCUGCACGACGAGCAGGCCGAGCUGCUCAUACAGCUCGUCUCCAGCCUCAGCAUUAAGAUAUCGUGCUAUCUGCUCUGCCGCAACGUAAGCAACGCGUACAUCCUAGCGGCGCGCCACGACCGCACCAACGAACUGCGCAGAGUGUUGCACGAGGCCGAGCGCCUCGGACACGACCAGGUGCGCUCCGCCUGUCUCAAGCGGCUCACUGCCAAGUCCACCAUCAACUGAACGUUCAGCUAAAUGUUUAAUGUCGAAUUGAAUUAAAGGACUCGCUGUUCAGACGAAUAGUACGAAUGAUGUGUCCACACAGGACGAGUUAGCUCGCGAGUAAAUGCUGCGCGAAGCGUCGAAUCAUUCCUCGGGCGAGUCGCGGCUAUCCUCGUUCGUUUUGUGUGCACUGGAAAAAAUAGUACGCGAAUAUAAUAUUGUCUUCGGUUAUCGCGAUAGUUACUCAUGAAAUAAAACUAUGAAACCACGCGCGUGGCUUUGUAGCUUUUCCUCAGUCACCAGGAUGUAUUAUAAAUUCAAUAUACGCGAUAUAAUCCGUUUUCAUAGUUUUAUUUCAUGAGUACGCGCUACGCGAAUAAUUGUUCUAUUCAUAAAUAGAGCUGACAGUGUAUUUUUUUUAUACAAGACGCAUUAAUUUGUGCUUGAUAAAUACUUGUAUCAAUAUCUUGACUGAAAUUAGCUUUGUUUUGCUACACUCAUAAACAUGCGAACUAGAACUAUAUGUAUAUACCGUAACUGACAAUUCUUAAACCUUAUUGUAAAGAAUUACGGUCCACAGAUAGUCACUCAAGAGUGUUGCUGUUUAUAACUGGGUUAAUUUCAAAAGUACUCGCUGUUUUAAUAGACCUUCUAUAGGAAAACAUGACAAUAACACUAGUUUGAAUUUUCCUAGUCUGAUGGUUUCAUAGUAACAGAGGCUCCAGUACCCAACACAGCUCCAAUAAUCGACAUUUUCAAUCAUAAUGUCAUAGUAAUAAAGUUGACAACAAGGUGUCGAAUAUUGGGUCUUGACAUGUCGAUUAUUGGGGUGUUUACGCUAUAUUAGAACAGUAAUAUUGGAACUUUUUAAAUCACACUGUAUGCUCAUGUUCCUUGUCAUUAUAACUAGAGACGGUAGCUAGUCACAGUCAGCUAAGUUCAUUAGAAUAAGGUUACCAACUUACCAAUACCAAUGGCAAUAGCUAUAAUAAAAUUGCAGGCAUUACAAAAACCCAUAUACGUCUAUAUUAAAGACAAUGUAUAUAAUUUUGAUAAGGUUUUGACUGGAAAAAAAGAAAGGUUUAUUUUGAAAAGGUUUUGAGUGUAAUGCAAGUUAUUAUACUACCAUUAUUUCAUAUAAUUGUAGUAUUUGUACUUGUUUAUAAACUAGAGAAGUGACGGGAAAUUUGAUAAAAUGACAAUGCAAGUGCGAAAAAUGUAUUAAAAAUUAAAUAUAGAUUUGAUACAUUUUAGCAUGAAGCCAGUAAGUAGUACCUGCUGGUGCAAUAACUCCUAAAUGAAAUGCAAUUUGUUUUUUUAUUAUUAUCUAUAUGCAUUAAAGGAAUUAUGAUAUUGACUAAGAGUUUAGGAAUUAUGUUAUAGUAUUUUUUUGUUAAUCAAAUCAAAUGAAUUAAGUAUUAGUGAAAUUGUAUUAGCAUUGCAUGAUUUUAUAUACAUUUUGUUGAGUAUAUUGCUUGUUUCUAAUGUAUUAAUAAUUUUUCUUUUUGUUUCAUAAAUAUAGUGUGUUGCUAAUGUUGCUAUUGUUUUAUGUAUGAACGCAAAGUUUCACAAGUGUAAAAAAUAAUGUAUGUAUUAAUAUGAAUAAAUAUUUUGCAUGGGUUUGAAAUAGAUACAAAUUGUUAUGUUAAAAACUCACAUAAAUGGUUGUAUAUAGCCCACUAUAAUAUAUAUUUUUAUAUAAAAAUGAUAAAUCAAGUUAUGGCAACGCUCAAAAUACAUAUUUAAAAAUUUAUAUACCUGGUGCUUGAUAUUAUUAAACAAAAUGAAAGAAUAUAAUCUUAGAUUUAGGUAUAUUGUAAUUUGUACUGGUCUCAUUCUUUUUGUGAUAUUCUAAAUUCUAUAAUGAAUAUAAUUGUUAUUUUGAUAC